AGCGACUCUCCUCACUGCAUCAUGAAGACUCUUGUUCUGUUUGGCGUGAUUGCCGCGGCUCUCGCUGCCCCUGUUCCCGACGAGAAGGUGGUUGCUGUGCACCAUGCUGUAGCUCCUGCAGCGCUGCCCUACGCUGGCGCCGCUUUGGCCCACGCUGUGCCCUAUGGUGCCCCUGCUCUGACUCACGCUGUGGCUCCUGCUGCCUACGCUGCUCCUGCUCUGACCCACGCUGUGGCUCCCGCCGCAGUGUCCUACGCUGCUCCUGCUCUGACCCACGCUGUGGCUCCCGCCGCAGUGUCCUACGCUGCCCCUGCUCUCACCCACUCUGUCGCCUACGCUGCCCCCACCCCAGUGGCACUGCCCCCGGCCGAGGUCAAGGUCCCCGUCACCCGCACCCACGUCGAGGUCCCCGUCCACCAGAAGGUCCACUAUGGCACUCAGAGCUACGUGGCUGGCGCCACAACCACCAUCCACAAGCCAUCCCUGGCUGCGCCAGCCAUUGCCCCGCCCUCCACACUCCUGGCUAAGGUCAGCCACAAUGCCCCUGAGCUCACCAUCCAGCGCCAGGAAGUGCCCGUCGAGAAGCACACUCCCAACUUCGUUGACACUCCCUACCACGCUGGCACCAUCGUCAAGUACACCGAGCCCGAAGUGCGCGAAGUCAAGGUGCCCACCCCAUAUGCCCAGCCCGUAGCCGUGCCUCAGCCCGUGGCCGUGCCCCAUCCCGUGCCCGUGCCCCAAGCCGUGCCCUUCCGCCACACUGUCCACUCCGUGGCCGUCCACAACGCCGUGCCAGCCGUCCAUGCCGUGCCAACCGCCGUGGUCAAGGCUGACUAUUAAGCCUUGAAGCCGGCGCAAAGCCGCAGAUAUUCACGUCACACAAGAGCCUCUUCUGAUGUACAUUCUGUACCAUAUCAAUUUAUCAAUAAAUGUAUAAAACGCC
Molecule: messenger RNA, 943 nt
Organism: Penaeus indicus
Lineage: Eukaryota; Metazoa; Arthropoda; Malacostraca; Decapoda; Penaeidae
Product: cuticle protein 16.5-like
Exons: 2
Coding region: 22-840 (272 amino acids)
Source: RefSeq, a predicted model, not a curated record